Megalops cyprinoides (Indo-Pacific tarpon) is the source of this 6981-nucleotide messenger RNA. RefSeq names its product myosin VIIAa (gene myo7aa). The record is from RefSeq and is a predicted model, not a curated record. Gene Ontology annotation, cellular component: cytoskeleton; myosin complex. Lineage: Eukaryota; Metazoa; Chordata; Actinopteri; Elopiformes; Megalopidae. The transcript is spliced from 47 exons. Gene Ontology annotation, molecular function: cytoskeletal motor activity; ATP binding; protein binding. The coding region runs from base 1 to 6624 and encodes 2207 amino acids.
AUGUUCAAGCGAAGGGAUUACGUGGAGCUGUACGAGAAAGACCAGGCCAAGUGGGCACUGCUGCGCAAUGUCAACACUGUGUUCAAACACUCCACCCUGUUGCCGGGGGACUAUGUCUGGUUGGACCUCAAGACCGGCCGGGAGUUUGUUGUCCCCAUUGGCGCCGUGGUCAAGCUGUGUGACUCAGGCCAGAUCCAGGUUGUGGACGACGAGGGAAAUGAGCACUGGAUCUCCCCACAGAAUGCCACCAACAUCAAGCCCAUGCACCCCACUUCUAUCCAUGGGGUGGAGGACAUGAUUAGGCUGGGGGACCUGAAUGAGGCCGGCAUCCUCCGAAACCUGCUGAUCCGUUACAGGGAGCACCUUAUCUAUACAUACACAGGCUCCAUUCUGGUGGCAGUGAACCCAUACCAGCUACUGCCCAUCUACACGGCUGACCAGAUCCGCCUCUACACCAACAAGAAGAUCGGGGAGAUGCCGCCUCACAUCUUCGCCAUCGCUGACAACUGCUACUUCAACAUGCAGCGCAACAACAAGGACCAGUGCUGCAUCAUCAGCGGGGAGUCCGGUGCGGGGAAGACGGAGAGCACUAAGCUCAUCCUGCAGUUUUUGGCAGCCAUCAGUGGGCAGCACUCCUGGAUCGAGCAGCAGGUGCUGGAGGCCAACCCCAUCCUAGAAGCUUUUGGAAAUGCCAAGACCAUCCGCAAUGACAACUCCAGCCGUUUCGGAAAAUACAUCGACAUCCACUUUAACAAGAGGGGGGCCAUCGAGGGAGCCAAGAUUGAGCAGUACCUUCUGGAGAAGUCCAGGGUGUGCAGACAGGCACGAGACGAGAGGAACUACCACAUCUUCUACUGCAUGCUAAAGGGCAUGACCCCCGACCAGAAGAAGAAGCUGGGCCUGGGAAAGGCCACCGACUACACCUACCUCACCAUUGGAAACUGCACAGUGUGUGAUGGGCGCGAUGACAUGAAGGAGUACUCCAACAUCCGCUCGGCCAUGAAGGUGCUCAUGUUCACCGACACGGAGAACUGGGAGAUCUCCAAGCUGCUGGCCUCCAUCCUGCACAUGGGCAACCUGCGCUAUGAAGCCCGCACGUACGAUAACCUGGAUGCAUGUGAGGUGGUGCACUGCCCGGAUCUCUCCACUGCUGCCGUACUGCUAGAGGUGGACUCCAAGGACUUGAUGAACUGCCUGACGAGUCGUACCAUCAUCACACGAGGCGAGACGGUCUCCACACCCCUCAGUAUGGAACAGGCGCUGGACGUGCGGGAUGCCUUUGUAAAGGGCAUCUACGGCAGGCUGUUUGUAUGGAUCGUGGAAAAGAUCAAUGCUGCCAUAUAUAAGCCCCCUUCCACUGAGCCCAAGGCUGUGAGGAGAUCCAUCGGCCUGCUAGACAUCUUCGGCUUUGAAAACUUCACCGUCAACAGUUUCGAGCAGCUGUGCAUCAACUUCGCCAAUGAGAACCUGCAGCAGUUCUUCGUGCGCCACGUGUUCAAGCUGGAGCAGGAAGAGUACAACCUGGAAAACAUCAACUGGCAGCACAUAGAGUUCACCGACAACCAGGACGCCCUGGACAUGAUCGCCAUCAAGCCAAUGAACAUCAUCUCCCUCAUUGAUGAGGAGAGCAAGUUCCCUAAGGGGACUGACACCACCAUGCUGAACAAGCUGAACUCCCAGCACAAACUCAACACCAACUACAUCCCACCGAAGAACACCUACGAGACGCAAUUCGGGAUCCAGCACUUUGCUGGUGUGGUCUACUAUGAGACCAGAGGCUUCCUGGAGAAGAACAGAGACACCUUGCAUGGUGACAUAAUCCAACUGGUCCACUCCUCCAAGAACAAAUUCAUCAAGCAGAUCUUCCAGGCUGAUGUCGCCAUGGGCGCAGAGACUAGGAAGCGCUCCCCGACGCUCAGCAGCCAGUUCAAGCGCUCCCUGGAGCUGCUGAUGAGAACGCUCAGCGUGUGCCAGCCCUUCUUCGUGCGCUGCAUCAAACCCAACGAGUUCAAGAAGCCCAUGCUGUUUGACAGGGAGCUGUGCGUCCGGCAGCUGCGGUACUCCGGCAUGAUGGAAACCAUUCGGAUCCGCCGGGCCGGGUACCCCAUACGCUACACCUUCGUGGAGUUUGUGGACCGCUACCGAGUCCUCAUGCCGGGGGUCAAACCCGCCUAUAAGCAGGAAGACCUUCGUGGGACAUGUCAGCGCAUUGCAGAAGCAGUCCUGGGGAGAGACGAUGACUGGCAAAUGGGAAAGACCAAAAUAUUCCUCAAGGACCACCACGACAUGCUGCUGGAGAUCGAAAGGGACAAGGCCAUCACAGACAAGGUCAUCCUCAUCCAGAAGGUGGUGCGAGGCUUCAAGGACAGAUCCAACUUUCUCAAGAUGAGGAAGGCAGCCAUGCUGAUCCAGAAGACCUGGAGAGGUUACCACUGUCGCAAGAACUACAGUGCUAUGCGGGCUGGUUUCUCAAGGCUGCAGGCCCUCUACCGGUCCCGGAAGCUGUAUAAGACCUACCACGUUGCCCGGCAGCGCAUCACACACUUCCAGGCGCGGUGCCGGGGGUGUCUGGUCCGACGAGCCUUCCGGCACCGCCUGUGGGCUGUCAUCACCAUCCAGGCCUACACCCGCGGCAUGAUCUCCAGGAGGCUGUACAAGAGACUCAAAGGCGAGUACCGGCGGCGCCUGGAGGCUGAGAAGAUGCGCCUGGCGGAGGAGGAGAAGCUGCGGAACCAGAUGAGCGCUAAGAAGGCCAAGGCGGAGGCGGAGAAGAAGCACCAGGAGCGGCUGGCGCAGCUGGCCCGCGAGGACGCCGAGCGCGAGAAGAAGGAGCGGGAGGAGGCGCGGCGCAAGAAGGAGAUACUGGAGCAGAUGGAGAGGGCACGGCACGAGCCCGUCAACGACUCCGACAUGGUGGACAAGAUGUUCGGCUUCCUGGGGACCACCAACUCCUUCCCCGGGCAGGAAGGCCAGGCGCCUGCAGGGUUUGAGGAUCUGGAGCGCACUCAGAAGGAACUGGAGGAGGAAGACCUGGACGAGGCCCUGCCACUUCCUGAAGACGAGGAGGAGGACCUCUCUGAGUACAAGUUCGCCAAGUUUGCUGCCACCUACUUCCAGGGCACCACCACUCACACCUACGUCCGCCGCCCCCUCAAGCAGCCCCUGCUUUUCCACGAGGAUGAAGGAGAUCAGCUGGCUGCACUGGCUGUUUGGAUCACAGUGCUGAGAUUCAUGGGAGAUCUCCCCGAGCCCAAGUACCACACAGCCAUCAGUGACGGCAGUGAGAAGAUCCCUGUCAUGACCAAGAUCUACGAGACCCUGGGCAAGAAGACCUACAAGAGAGAGCUGCAGGCACUGCAGGGGGAGGGCGAGAGUGCUCACAUUGACAGUCACAAGAAGAGCAGUGUGCGUCACAAGCUAGUGUCCCUCACUCUUAAGAAGAAGUCGAAGAUUACCGAGGAGGUCACCAAGCGUCUUAAUGAUGGUGAGUACACUUUGCAUGGGAACAGCAUGCUGGAGGAUCGGCCCACCUCCAACCUGGAGAAGCUGCAUUUCAUCAUCGGCAACGGCAUCUUGCGCCCCGCCCUCAGAGAUGAGAUCUACUGUCAGAUCUGUAAGCAGCUCACCCAGAAUCCUUCCAAGAGCAGCCACGCCCGUGGGUGGAUCCUCAUCUCACUCUGUGUGGGCUGCUUUGCCCCCUCUGAAAAAUUUGUCAAAUAUUUGAGGAACUUCAUUGGUGGCGGGCCCCCUGGUUACGCCCCCUACUGUGAGGAGCGUCUGAGGAGGACCUUUGUCAAUGGGACAAGGACUCAGCCACCCUCCUGGCUGGAGCUCCAGGCCACAAAGUCUAAGAAACCAAUCAUGUUGCCGGUGACGUUCAUGGACGGCACGACCAAGACCUUGCUGACAGAUUCGGCCACCACGGCCAAGGAGCUGUGCAAUGCACUGUCUGAUAAAAUCAGCCUGAGAGACCGGUUUGGCUUUUCACUCUACAUCGCCCUGUUCGACAAGGUGUCCUCUCUGGGCAGCGGGAAUGACCACGUGAUGGAUGCCGUGUCGCAGUGCGAGCAGUACGCCAAGGAGCAGGGGGCGCAGGAGCGCAACGCCCCCUGGAGGCUGUUCUUCCGCAAGGAGAUCUUCACCCCCUGGCACAACCCCGCCGAGGACAACGUGGCCACCAACCUCAUCUACCAGCAGAUCGUGCGGGGGGUGAAGUUCGGGGAGUACCGCUGCGACAGGGAGGAGGACCUGGCAGAGCUGGCUUCGCAGCAGUACUAUGUGGACUACGGGUCAGAGAUCCUGCUGGAGCGCCUUCUCAGCCUCAUCCCCUCCUACAUCCCUGACCGUGAGAUCAGCUCCUCCAAGACUGUGGAGAAGUGGGCGCAAUUCAUCAUGGCUGCGCACAAGAAGGGAAUCUACACACAGAAGAGGAUGGAGCCACAGAAGGUCAAGGAAGAAGUGGUGGAUUUUGCUCGAUACAAGUGGCCUUUGCUCUUUUCCCGAUUUUACGAGGCCUUUAAGUUUUCAGGUCCUAGCCUGCCAAAGAAUGAUGUCAUUGUGGCUGUGAACUGGACAGGAGUUUACUUUGUGGAUGAACAAGAGCAGGUUCUUCUGGAGCUCUCCUUCCCAGAGAUCACUGCAGUGUCCAGCAGCAGAGGGGGCAAGCUGCAGGGGCAGAGCUUCACACUGGCAACCAUCAAGGGGGAUGAGUACACCUUCACCUCCAACAACGCCGAGGACAUUCGGGACCUCGUCGUCACCUUCCUGGAGGGCCUGAGGAAGAGGUCACAGUUUGUCGUGGCCAUACAGGACAACCCCAAUCCUGUUGGGGACGACUCCACGUUCCUGAGCUUUGUAAAGGGUGACCUCAUCCUGCUGGACCAGGACACUGGGGAGCAGGUGAUGAAUUCAGGAUGGGCACAUGGAAUCAAUGACAGGACCAAGCAGAAGGGUGACUUCCCAGCCGACUGUGUCUAUGUGCUCCCCACAGUCACCAGGCCCCAACCCGACAUCGUAGCUUUGGUCACUAUGACACCAGACCAGCGUCAGGAGUCCAUUCGGAUGUCCCAGCUGGUACUGACAGAGAGCGAAGAGAGGGUAAAACCAUACACUCUGGAGGAGUUCUCCUACGAUUACUUCAGGCCUCCUCCUAAGCAUACGCUGAGUCGGGUGAUGAUCACAAAGAACCGGGGGAAGGACAAGCUGUGGUGUUGCACCAGGGAGCCCAUCAAGCAGCCGCUGCUAAAGAAGGUCAUCAACCACGAGGAGCUCUCCCAGGAGGCCUGCAUGGCCUUCAUUGCCAUAAUGAAGUACAUGGGCGAUUACCCAUCCAAGCGAACGCGCUCAGUCAAUGAGCUCACCGACCAGAUAUUCGAGGGGGCCUUAAAGGCCGAGCCACUGAAAGAUGAGAUCUUCUGCCAGAUCCUCAAGCAGCUCACAGAGAAUCACGUCAAGUACAGUGAGGAGAAGGGCUGGGAGCUGCUGUGGCUCUGUACAGGCCUCUUCCCUCCCAGCAAUGUGCUCCUGCCGCACGUCCAGAGAUUUCUUCAGUCCAAGAAGUACCACCCCCUCGCAGCAGACUGCAUGCAGCGUCUGCAGAAGGCCCUUCGAAAUGGGUCCAGGAAAUACCCCCCGCAUCUAGUAGAAGUGGAGGCCAUCCAACACAAAACCACCCAGAUCUUUCACAAAGUGUACUUCCCUGAUGACACAGAUGAGGCUUUUGAAGUGGAGUCAAGUACAAAAGCCAAGGAUUUCUGCCUGAACAUUGCUGGCAGACUGCUGCUCAAGUCCCCUGAGGGCUUCAGCUUGUUUGUGAAGAUCUCUGACAAGGUGAUCAGUGUGCCAGAGGGAGAUUUCUUCUUCGACUUUGUCAGGCACCUCACCGACUGGAUUAAGAAAGCCAGACCUGCCAAGGAUGGUAUAGUGCCUUCAUUAACAUACCAGGUGUUUUUCAUGAAGAAGCUGUGGACCAACACUGUCCCAGGGAAGGAUUCUUUUGCUGACUCAAUCUUCCAUUACUACCAGGAACUGCCUAAGUAUCUGCGUGGCUACCACAAGUGCUCCCGCGAGGAGGUUUUCCAGUUGGGAGCCCUCAUCUACCGCGUCAAGUUUGAGGAUGACAAGUCCCACUUUCCCAGCAUUCCUAAAAUGCUGAAAGAGCUGAUACCCCAGGACUUGAUCCGACAACUCUCACCUGAUGACUGGAAACGGUCCGUCGUGGCAUACUUCAACAAGCAUGCAGGGAAAUCCAGAGAGGAGGCCAAGCUAAUGUUCUUAAAAAUCAUUUUCAAAUGGCCAACGUUCGGGUCAGCCUUUUUUGAAGUGAAGCAAACCACAGAGCCAAAUUUCCCAGAGGUCCUGUUGAUAGCGAUCAACAAGCAUGGUGUCAGUUUGAUUGACCCAAAGACCAAGGACAUUUUAACAACACACCCCUUCACAAAGAUCUCCAAUUGGAGCAGUGGCAACACCUACUUCCACAUCACCAUUGGCAACCUGGUCCGCGGCAGCAAGCUGCUGUGUGAAACCUCACUGGGCUAUAAGAUGGAUGACCUCUUGACCUCUUACAUCAGCCAGAUGUUGACCACUAUGAGCAAGCAGCGCAACUCCCGGGGCAUCAGUAAGUGAACUGACUAUUGGAGAGAGGCGGCGGAGCUGGUGCGCCUGCUCCGUCCCAUGGGACAGCCCUGCAGCUGGGGGCGCAGCUUCUCCAACCACCUGUGGAGGAUGAGCCGCAGCCCCUCCCUCAGCUCCGUAGAGACUGAAGAGCCCUCCCUCUCAUCCCCCUCCAGUGAGGAUGACUACCUCUGAUCCCAGUCCCAUCUGACCCUCUGUAACGCACUCGCCCGCCCUGUCCCUCUAACACCGUAAGCUGCCAGUCACAACCUCCACCCAGCACAAGCCAAGGGUACUUCCCUCAGCCACAGCAGCAAAUUCCUGCACAUACCCAAGCACACACACACACACACACACACACACACACAC